Messenger RNA from Myotis brandtii (Brandt's bat), 1176 nucleotides. RefSeq names its product notum pectinacetylesterase homolog (Drosophila) (gene NOTUM). The transcript has 7 exons. Gene Ontology annotation, molecular function: hydrolase activity. The record is from RefSeq and is a predicted model, not a curated record. NCBI's taxonomy places the organism in Eukaryota, Metazoa, Chordata, Mammalia, Chiroptera, Vespertilionidae.
AUGUCGCUGGCUGUCGCCGCCGUCCUGCCGGGCUGGGCUGAGCGCUUUCACCACCCCUCUUCCUCCCCACCUGGCGGGAGGAGGCCUCGCUCUCUGUCCAGGCCCCAGGUGAAGCCACCCCCUUCUCCCGCAGAUGAAUAUGCCUUCAUGGGCGCCCUCAUCAUCCAGGAGGUGGUGCGGGAGCUCCUGGGCAAAGGGCUGAGUGGGGCCAAGGUGCUGCUGGGCUCACUGUCCUCUCCUGCAGCUUCAUCCCCUACUGCUCCAGUGAUGUCUGGAGUGGGGCUUCACCCAAGUCCGACAAGAGUGAGUCCCCUGCCCUCCCCCGUCCCCUCCCCCGCCGCCAGGCAGGCAGGGAGGGAGGAGCAAGCUCCCAGGAUGCAGGCCUUCGCCUUGCAGCAUCCUGAUCCCCUGGGCAUCAGGUACUGGAACGGGGUGGUCCCUGAGCGCUGCCGGCGCCAGUUCAAGGAGGGCGAGGAGUGGAACUGCUUCUUCGGCUACAAGGUCUACCCGACGCUGCGCUGUGAGUGCCCAGNGUUCGUGGUGCAGUGGCUGUUCGACGAGGCCCAGCUGACCGUAGACAACGUGCACCUCACGGGGCAGCCGGUCCAGGAGGGCCAGUGGCUGUACAUCCAGAACGUGGGCCGGGAGCUGCGGCAGACGCUCAAGGACGUGGCCGGGCUGUCUCCUGCUUCGGCCGCCCCCGCCUCCUGCGAGUGACCCCGCCCGGGUUCUCUCCACAGCCACUGGACGGAGGUGCAGGUGAAGGGGACCUCACUCCCGCGGGCGCUGCACUGCUGGGACAGGAGCCUCCACGAGGGCCACAAGGGCAGCAAAGCCCCUCUGAAGGGCUGCCCCGUCCACCUGGUGGACAGCUGCUCCUGGCCCCACUGCAACCCCUCGUGCCCCACCAUCCGCGACCAGUUCACCGGGCAGGAGAUGAACGUGGCCCAGUUCCUCAUGCACAUGGGCUUCGACGUGCAGGCCCUGGCGCAGCAGCAGGGCCUGGAGCCCAGCACCUUCACCGCCCCUCUGCACCCCGGACGCUGCCUCCCCCUCCCCCACCCACAACCCUCUCUGAGGAGGCCCUGCUCCCGCUCACCCGACGGCCGAGGCUCAGGGCCGAGGCCUCCACAGGGGACACAGCUGCCAUUCCUGUUUCUUGGGCUGCUGAGGUGA